AUGGCAUAUCUCAAGAUCGGCACGGUCGAUCCCAACUACCCUGCUGUCUCGAACCCUUGCAAUGGCGAUACAGUGCAUGUCUCAUCCCUCUUUUCGCUCGUGGGCAGAACUGCCCUAAUUACAGGCGGCAAUGGUGGAAUUGGUGGCUACAUGGCACGAGGCAUGGCCGAAGCUGGCGCCGACAUCAUCAUCUUCAAGAUUCCAGGAGAGCAAUCCACGUUCCCAGACGAAUUGGGCAAGCAGACGGGACGGAAAGUUCAUGUCUAUGAGUGUGACCUAGGGGAUAGUGAAGCGAUUAGGGCUGCAGUUGCGAAAGUACUUGAAGAUGGGUUGACGGUUGAUAUCUUGUGCAAUGUAGCAGGAAUCAGUGGGGAGUUCGUGCAGGUUCUGGAUGAAAAUGACGACCAUCGAGGAAAGGUCGCUCAAAUCCACUACCAUGCACCUUAUGUGCUUUCGCAACUUAUAGGCCAUCAUAUGGCCAGUCGGCAAAAGGGCGGCAAGAUAAUCAACAUCUCGUCCAUUGCCGCUUUUCGCCCGCAGACCCGAUUCUCUACGUAUGGCCCUAUGAAGGCCGCCCUGAGCCACCUGACGGAAACAUUGGCCACAGAAUUCGCAAGGUAUAAUAUUCAAGUUAAUGACUUAGUCCCCGGGUGUGUUACAGAUCCUUCGCUCUUCCUUGACACAGAAUCCAGUACAGCUGACGCCCUCUAG
Fonsecaea multimorphosa CBS 102226 is the source of this 711-nucleotide messenger RNA. RefSeq lists its product as uncharacterized. NCBI's taxonomy places the organism in Eukaryota, Fungi, Ascomycota, Eurotiomycetes, Chaetothyriales, Herpotrichiellaceae. The record is from RefSeq and is a predicted model, not a curated record. Bases 1 to 711 code for a protein of 236 amino acids. Gene Ontology annotation, molecular function: oxidoreductase activity, acting on the CH-OH group of donors, NAD or NADP as acceptor. The transcript has 2 exons.